Molecule: messenger RNA, 427 nt
Organism: Andrographis paniculata
Lineage: Eukaryota; Viridiplantae; Streptophyta; Magnoliopsida; Lamiales; Acanthaceae
Exons: 3
Coding region: 16-249 (77 amino acids)
Biological process (GO): endoplasmic reticulum unfolded protein response
Cellular component (GO): endoplasmic reticulum
Source: RefSeq, a predicted model, not a curated record
UGUUUCUCCUUGGAUAUGUGUAAAAGCAGAUGGCACCUCGGUGCUACGACAUCAAGGCGUUUGGCAGAUAGGAAGGUGAUGAAGUUCGAGAAGAACAUAAGCAAGAGAGGUGCAUCGGCUGAAACAAAAAAGAAAGGCAGUUCAUAUCCCGUGGGCCCUAUUGUGCUUGGAUUCUUCAUUUUUGUCAUUGUUGGAUCAUCUCUGUUUCAGAUUAUUCGAACUGCGACAAGCCGGGGAUGGUUCGAUUGAUGGUUUGAAGUAAGCCAGCUCACAGUGAGGUUAGUGUAUUAUAUAUGUGGAAUGUUGUAACAUAUAUAGGUCUCCUCUGCUCAAUUUGUCACUCUCAAAUGAAACAUGAAAACCUGUUGUAACUUAUCUUUUUUCUUGAAUCAUAAAACAGUUUAUAAUAUUACGCUACGCCUGUGAA